This is a messenger RNA of Alligator sinensis (Chinese alligator), 3692 nucleotides long. RefSeq names its product adiponectin receptor 1 (gene ADIPOR1). Gene Ontology annotation, cellular component: plasma membrane. Gene Ontology annotation, molecular function: signaling receptor activity. The coding region runs from base 221 to 1276 and encodes 351 amino acids. Lineage: Eukaryota; Metazoa; Chordata; Crocodylia; Alligatoridae. Gene Ontology annotation, biological process: adiponectin-activated signaling pathway. The record is from RefSeq and is a predicted model, not a curated record. The transcript is spliced from 9 exons.
UCAUCCCGGAAAGCAUCAGCAACUAACCAAGGAAAUGGACUCUCCAACGGUAACCGUGAAAGAGGCCAUCUGGAGCUGGCUGAGCUGGGACCACUGCUGGAAGAGAAAGGGGACCAGGGACCUUCCAGUUCAGCCAAUGCUGAUGACCCGCCAUGCACGGUGACCCAAGAAGAAGAGGAGGAAGAAGUUCGUGUGCUAACUUUGCCUCUACAGGCUCAUCAUGCCAUGGAAAAGAUGGAAGAGUUUGUAUAUAAGGAGAACGCCAUGGAUCUGGGUGGCUGUAAAAUCAACUGCUUGGACUGCCACUCUAGCACAGGCAGGUGGCCUGAACCAAGAGCUGUCAACAGUGUGGGAAGGGCGCUGGAGGGUGAUUCCCUAUGAUGUGCUCCCAGACUGGCUGAAGGAUAAUGAUUACCUCCUGCAUGGACACAGACCCCCCAUGCCGUCCUUCAGAGCCUGCUUCAAGAGCAUCUUUCGAAUACACACAGAGACGGGCAACAUCUGGACGCACUUACUAGGGUUUGUGUUGUUCCUCUUCCUGGGGAUUCUGACCAUGCUCAGGCCCAACAUGUACUUCAUGGCCCCUCUGCAGGAGAAAGUGGUGUUUGGAAUGUUCUUCCUUGGAGCAGUGCUAUGCCUCAGCUUCUCCUGGCUUUUCCACACUGUCUACUGUCAUUCGGAGAAGGUUUCCCGGACAUUUUCAAAAUUGGAUUAUUCCGGAAUAGCACUGCUGAUCAUGGGUAGUUUUGUCCCAUGGUUAUAUUAUUCAUUCUACUGCUCACCGCAGCCUCGACUCAUCUACCUCUCCAUUGUCUGUGUCCUUGGCAUUUCCGCAAUCAUUGUUGCCCAGUGGGACCGGUUUGCAACGCCCAAACACAGGCAGACAAGAGCAGGCUGCCUGCUACGCCCAAAUCCAGAAGGCUGCUGCCUUGGUGUCCAGCACUGUGGAAAAAGAGUGUUUUUGGGGCUGGGGCUCAGUGGCGUUGUGCCUACCAUGCACUUCACCAUAGCAGAAGGGUUUGUAAAAGCAACCACCGUGGGCCAGAUGGGCUGGUUCUUCCUCAUGGCCGUGAUGUACAUCACUGGAGCAGGGCUGUAUGCUGCCCGCAUUCCAGAGCGCUUCUUUCCUGGCAAAUUUGACAUCUGGUUCCAGUCGCAUCAGAUCUUCCAUGUGCUCGUGGUGGCUGCUGCCUUUGUCCACUUCUAUGGGGUCUCAAACUUGCAAGAAUUUCGCUACGGACUUGAAGGGGGAUGUACAGACGACUCUCUCCUGUGAGAGCGUCUAAUGAUUUUAGUACAAGCUUCCUAAGUGCUUUUUAAACUACGUCUUUGCUAAAAUCAAAGGAAGACUCUAAACCGUUUGGAGUUUUUUAAAAAGAAAAAUUCAUUAGCAACAUCCGUAAUGACCAAGUCUUUGCAUACCCUCCGAAUGAUUUGUUGGGAUUGCCAGUGGUGUCCAGUGGGAAGAAACAAGCUCGACCAUUAGUCAUCCCUUCUGGAGGAAAAAGAGAAACCAUCUUCUCCAGACAGUGUUUUAACCGCAUUAGGAUUUUUCUUACCUUUUCAGGAAUUUUUAUUUCUGGAAGCAAAGGGUGCAGAUAACCUGCUCCCUAUCUUAGCAAAGUAGCCUCAUUUUUAGACCACUUCUGGAGAGACUAAAGUCAUGUGUUAUCAGUUCAAGUUCUGGAUAUUCUGCGUAUCCAUAGCAGCAGAGCUGCCUUGGCGAUUGUCUGGAAGCCCAUAAUGCUAAUGCCUGGCAAUGGUGUACACAGAUUCAUGUAACUUAAGUUUUAAUUGUCUUUUUCUUGAUAAAGCAAUGUAAACUUAAAUGAGAGAAUAUUUAAUAUUUAAUACUAAGCUUUAAAGAGACUUGCUGCCACUUCAGUGUACCUGGCUCCAGGGCCAUCUGUGGUAGUAAAGGAAGGACAGUAUUUUAGGGGAAUGUAGAGCUGCUGUAGCCCAUUGAAAUAAAAAGGUCAAUAGUUAUUGUCUUGCUAGGAGCCUCUGUCUCGUUUUGUCAGGUUCCUGGUGAAGAUUAUACUAAUCCAAUGGUUCUUAACCUUUUUAGACUCAAGGCAUCUCUUGGAAAUUGCUAGCUCUUAACAUUCACUCAGUUUUUGACUACAGAAAAAGAAUAGAGCCAUUGCUUUGUUGCCGACUACACCAGAUCAAUAAUGCUAAUAAUUUUGAUGCUAUAAAUUUCUGUUUUAAAUCUCUGGGUUUAUAUUAUGGGAUCUGUACACCUAACACUCUGUUUGAGAAUCAGAGUGGGGCCUUUGUGUACCAAGAAGCCCUGCUCUGCACUGUCUUCUGGAAGGAGUGAAAGGAUAGCUUCUUCCAGGGAUGGCCCAGACUCCAACAAUGUCUACAAGCCCAACAGAGGUCUUGUACAGAAGCAAGACAAUGAGCACAGAAAACUUUGGUAAUGGCCAAAAUUGGAGACUUCACCAAUCCUUAUCUGCACUUAUCUAGAUUCAUGUUUAGACUAGAAGUUCCUCCAGGCCAAGAGUGCUGGAGUACACAAAAGGGGGCAGUUCUUGGCUCCAGGAUGUUGGUCAGAAAGUAACAGUAACUGAGUUACUAAAGAAGUGACCACCUUGUAAUAAGUGGUGGGAAAAAUACAGGAACUUAAGGGAGAUGCUAGAAAAUAGCCUGCUUCAAAGACAUUAAAGUUGCAUAGGAUUCAUGGAAUAUGGACCAAAGAGGAAGGAAAGUCUUCAGACUGCUUAGGCAUAAUGGAACAAUCCUAAAGUCUCAGAGUAUGUGUACUUCUGAGGAGGUAGUACUGAUGUCACAUCUCUACUUGAUUUGUCCCAACUUACUUCACACUUCUAUGUAGACUAAGUUGGGUGGAAAGCUGAGUGAUGCUAUGGAUCAAGAAGAGACUUGGGGAAGGGAAAGAAAAGUGGGUGAAUUGAUCAUUUUUCAUGGUGGCACAAUGUUAACAUCAUAGUUUUUAUAUCCUGUAAUAGACCCUUUGUUUUAAUGUAUAAAAUGUAUAAGUAAUUUCAAAAGGGAGGUUGAGCUAGGUGUCAUUUGGCCGAUGACUUGAAGUUACGCAUUUAGAACUGUGAGGCGCCUUAAAUCAAUUUAUCAAAGCUUUGCACAUAAUUUAUUUGCUGUUGUGUUAAUCUAUAAGAGAGGGAACAUGUGAAUUACUUGUACACACUUCAGAGUUCUUAAAUAAGUGUGGGUUGAGUCAUCACUCCCACAGAUUAGGGCUUCUUGCUCAAUGUGUGCAGCUGCAGGCAAAAAGCAGAAUAUUAAGAUACUGAAGAUAUGGGCUGAUAAAUACAGACAAGAUUAUAAUGGCACUCUCAAAGUGAUGGUUUGCCUUUGUUUAUAAUUCUAUGUACAGUACUGUCAUCCCCAUUUCCAUAGCUGGAUACCACACACCCUGGAACAUAGAAAACAAUUGUUUUUUUAAAGGCAGAACAAAGGAAAAAAAUCUUUCAUUGUAGUAACUCUAGUAGCAACUAGGGAGCUGAGCCUGCUCAUUGUUCUGCUCCCUGUGGAUCACUGCAAAUUUUUAGCUUUACCUGGUAACCAGCAAAACUUGCCCAUACAGUAAGUAUUUCCCACUUAUAGUUUAUAACCCUAAUUUCCUUGAAAACCUGACCAUGUGAGUGGCCCUCCUCUGGACCCUCUCAAGGUUAAUUAGAUUUUGUCCCUCCCCUCUAGCGUGCCCACUU